Maniola jurtina (meadow brown) is the source of this 2293-nucleotide messenger RNA. Its product is annotated as Y+L amino acid transporter 2-like. The transcript is spliced from 10 exons. Gene Ontology annotation, biological process: amino acid transmembrane transport. Gene Ontology annotation, molecular function: L-amino acid transmembrane transporter activity. Gene Ontology annotation, cellular component: membrane. The record is from RefSeq and is a predicted model, not a curated record. Bases 223 to 1605 code for a protein of 460 amino acids. NCBI's taxonomy places the organism in Eukaryota, Metazoa, Arthropoda, Insecta, Lepidoptera, Nymphalidae.
UGACUUUUAAUAUAUCGCUGCUUAUAUUUAUAUUGUGAAGGGUCAAUGGUUUUUGUUAGUAUAGUAUAGUGAUCUGUGAGUUCAGUCGGAUUUUCAUUUAGAUUCUAGAGCGUGUCAACUGUUGAGUUUUCCACCUUUGUCUUCUUUCGUUUUCACUGAACAGAAAGGUUUUUACAUCGACCAGUUUGAAUUGAACUCAAUAUGUGUGAGGAAUGAGUGAAAAUGAGGAAGCAGCUAGGUCUACUGGAAGGGGUCGCUAUAAUACUCGGGAUAAUUUUCGGUAGUGGUAUUUUUAUAUCGCCCAGAGAAGUAAUAGAAAAAACUGGAUCAGUAUGGGGAGCUUUGUCCGUGUGGGCAGCUUGCGGAGUGCUGGCCACGCUUGGAGCUCUAUCAUAUGCUGAAUUAGGCACAACCCUGGCACAAAGUGGAGGAGAUUAUCAUUAUAUCAACGAAGCAUAUGGAUCAUUGCCUGCAUUUUUAUACCUCUGGGAUGCUAAUUUAGUAUUUGUGCCAAGUACCAAUGCAAUCAUGUCGUUGACUUUUGCCAGUAAUAUCCUGCAGCCAAUAUUUCCUAAUUGUACAAUAGACCCACUGUGUCGGAAAUUGAUCGCGGCUGUCACUAUUUGUUUCCUCACCUUCAUAAACGCUUACGACGUAAAGUUCACUACACGCGUCCAGAAUGUGUUCAUGUUCACAAAGAUAUCUGCACUAGUCAUUAUUAUUGGUGGAGGCAUUGUUUGGAUGGCUGGAGGAGGCACUGAACAUUUCGAAGACGGUUGGGCUGGCACCAAGCCUUCCAUCAGCGACUGGUCCGUGGCGUUUUACUCGGGAAUUUUCUCUUAUUCAGGCUGGAGCUACCUCAACUUCAUGACAGAGGAGCUAAGGGAUCCGUUCGUGAAUCUGCCGCGAGCGAUUUAUCUGUCGUUGCCCCUGGUUACGGCGAUCUACCUACUGGCGAACGUGUCUUACAUGGCAGUGCUCGGACCUGCUGGAGUCAGAGCCUCGGAAGCUAUUGCUGUUGAUUUCGCCGUGUUGGCUCUGGGUUGGAUGCGGUGGGCGAUGCCGACGCUGGUCGCGGUGGCCGUGCUGGGCGGCCUGUCGGUGCACAUAAUGACGUCAUCGCGCAUGUGCUUUGCGGGCGCGCGCAACGGCCACAUGCCUGAGCUGCUGGCUCACAUCAACGUCAAGUGUAUGUCGCCGAUGCCUUCGCUCGUGUUCCUGAUGCUGGUAUCCCUUAUAAUGUUGGUGCCGGACAACCUGACGUCUCUCAUAACGUAUUGCACCGUGGUGGAGUCCUUCUUCACCACGCUCAGUUGCAGCGCCGUGCUUUGGCUGCGGUAUAAGAGACCGGUCCUUGUUAGGCCUAUUAAAGUGUCACUCUGGAUGCCGAUCGUGUUCGUGACGACGUGUUUGAUACUGUUAGUGGUGCCGAUAGUGAGCGAGCCCGUGGCCGUGGUGGCCGGCGCCCUGAUGACGCUUGCUGGAGUGCCCGUGUACUACCUCCUCGUCCAAUCCAAGCCCAAGGUCGUGAGGGACAUCUCUGUUAAAUUCACCCAUGUGUGCCAGAAACUGUUUAUGUCUGCUGUCGAAGAUAAGGAAGAAUAAAUUGAGUGAUAAUACGCGCAACUUGUUGAAUUCUCCUAAUCAAUCACAAUCUCUCCGUAGUCUCAUAUUUUUAUUCGUUUUAAUUUAAAUCAUGGGUCAAUUUAUUUAAUUUAAUUCAAAUCAAUAAAUCGUUCCUGAUGAAUCACAUUUUAUAGGUAUGUAAAAUGUACUAUACUUUAGUUUCUCUUAGUUCGCUCAAAGAUAAACAGGCUUUUAGUACAAUUUAUGUGACGGAACUAGUUUCCUAGGAAACCCUAGCUUAAGGCACAGUUUCCACCUAAGCGGAGCAACAGUGGAAAAAAACGUCAUCUUUUAAAAAAUCUAAUUGAUCGAUUGAACACGUCUCUCCGCUCCGCUUAGGUGGAUACCGAGCUUAAGGGUGAACAAUCAACAUUGAGCUAUACUGCGCUAUGUUGUACUCAGCUAAGCUAACUUUCUGGUGCUAUGUUUCUUCAACGAACAACAUCGUGCUGCGUGACUGCGAUAGCGUGACAUGCAUGCGUACAAGUGCAAGUAAGAUGGAAGACUGAGCUAGAUGGGCAAUGCGAUGCCGAGCGAGCCAGCAUGUAUCCAAUGAUUCUUGCUGUUUCAAACACAGCACAGCCGUACAAAGCGCACCGCAGCUGGGUUCGUUAGUAUCUUCAUUAUGAUUUAAGAGGAGCGAUAGAGCAAGCGCAGCAUAGCUUAG